AUGGUCGACGAAUUUUCUACUCGUGUUGCCAAAGAAAUCAAAAGUCUUCUGCCUAAUACUACUGGUAAAAGUGUAUUAGCUGUUGUUAACAACGUUCAAGAUCCAAAAGAAUCUUAUGUAAAAUUGUUAUCAGAUGCGGAGCAAUUGAUCUUAUUCACUGAAUCACCGGAGACUUAUAAACAAUUGGAUGAAUAUGUGAAAAAUCUAUCGAAAUCACCGGUUUUGAACUGUGCAAGUUUCAACAAUGCCGAAUUGCAAAAUAAUUUAUUCGACGUUUGUCUUCUUAUCAGAUCAUUCAAUCAACUGAAUAUUAAUGAUAAGCAAAAAUUGUUGAAAAAUCUUUUGUUAACACUCAAAACUGAUGGUCAAGUCUUUGUUUUCGAAAGCGAAUGGCCAAAAGACAAAGAAAAUCAUUCAAGCAAUCCAGUUGAUCUGAUCCAUCAUUUUCAUUCAGCAACAACAUCCGAUAAAGAACGAUAUGGUUUCGAAUUAGUUUUCGCUCGACCAUUACGUAGUUUUGUUGAUGAAAAGUACGAAUCGUUCCAUUUGUGCUAUGUUUUCAAGAAAAUUGCCAGACAGAAUGAUCAUUCAACAUUUCAAGAUUUUCUUGAUCAACAACAAUAUUCCACAAAUGGUGUCUUACGUUAUGAGAAAAUAUUCGGGCCAGGCUUUGUUUCAACAGGUGGACUAGAUACGACAAAGGAAUUUGUCGAAUCGCUUCAUCUUAAAAAUGAUCAACUUGUUUUGGACGUCGGUUGUGGUAUCGGUGGAGGUGAUAUUUACAUGGCUAAGACAUACGGAUGUUCGGUAAUUGGCGUUGAUUUGUCAACGAACAUGGUCAGUAUCGCCUACGAACGGUUGAUGGGUAUGACAGCAAGUAAACUCAAAGUGUCUUUUGAAAUUGGCGAUGUGAUGAGUCAUGAAUUCGAGCCGAACUCGUUCGAUGUUAUCUACAGUCGUGAUACAAUUUUACAUAUUUCCGAUAAGAUGAGUUUAUUCGCUCGUCUCUACGGUUGGUUGAAACCCGGUGGUCAAUUGUUUAUUAGCGAUUACACCUGCGCACCAAAAAAUGAAUGGUCAAAAGAGUAUGAAGAAUACGUCCUUCAAAGACGGUACACUUUAUUAACCGUACCUGAAUAUGGCAAACUCUUGGAAAGUGUUGGUUUCAAAGAUGUCGACGCCAAGGAUGCAACAGAGAAAUUUGUUGAAUGUUUAAACGUAGAACUUGAACGCAUCGAAGCCAAUAAAGAAGACUUCAUUCAAGAAUUCUCCAGUGAAGAUUAUGAACAUCUAAUCGAAGGUUGGCACGGUAAACUCCAACGAUGUGCUAAGGGUGAUCAACGCUGGGGAGUCUUUCACGCAAGAAAGUAA
This is a messenger RNA of Adineta ricciae, 1371 nucleotides long. The record is from the annotation of a GenBank genome assembly. Lineage: Eukaryota; Metazoa; Rotifera; Eurotatoria; Adinetida; Adinetidae.